AUGGCUGCUGCUGUACGAGAUACCGUCACGAAUCUAAUUGGCAAGAUAGCGGGCAUGGGAGUCCAGGACGCCCCGCCACGCCAGCCCUCCACUGAGGAGGUUGCAGAGCUCAAGAAGAAGUACGAGCAGGCAAAGCAAGAACAAGUGUUUGCCCGCUUCGACUCCCUAAGUUCCAACGACCAGGCCCAGCUCUUCCACCAGCUCUCCUCCUUUGAUCCCGAACACAUCAACAAGCUUGUCAAACGGGCCAACGCAGACGCUGCCAGCGCCCUGAGCUCCAGCGAGCCCAAAGCCCUCGAGCCGCUACCAGAGAGCUCAACGGCAUCGAUACUCGACUCCGACCCUAAGGAUUUAGAAAGAUGGUACAGCGAAGGCCUGAAGCUCAUUGGCGAGAACAAGGUUGCUGUUGUGCUUAUGGCUGGUGGCCAGGGAACAAGGCUUGGGAGUUCUGACCCCAAGGGAUGCUUCGACAUCGGCCUCCCCAGUGGGAAAUCCCUGUUCCAGAUCCAAGCUGAGCGUAUUGCUAAGCUGCAGUCGUUGGCGGCCGAGACAUCGGGCAAAAAGGACAUUAUCGUGCCCUGGUACAUCAUGACCAGCGGGCCAACUAGAAAGGCAACUGAGAAGUUCUUCACUGAAAACAACUUCUUUGGACUUAGCAAGGAGAAUGUCACUAUCUUCAACCAAGGCGUUCUGCCUUGUAUCUCCAAUGAUGGAGAGAUCCUCCUCGAGAGUGCUUCAAAGGUUGCCGUUGCCCCUGAUGGAAACGGAGGUAUCUAUCAGGCUCUUGUCAACUCUGGCGUCCGGGAUGACAUGAAGAAGCGCGGAAUCGAGCACAUCCAUGCCUACUGUGUAGACAACUGCCUUGUCAAGGUGGCCGAUCCCACUUUCAUUGGCUUUGCUGCCUCCAAGAAAGUUGACAUUGCCACAAAAGUUGUGCGAAAGCGCAAUGCAACCGAGUCCGUUGGUCUGAUUGUCCUCAACAACGGCAAGCCAGGCGUUGUAGAAUACUCUGAGAUCGACGAAGCCACGGCCAACGCCAUUGACCCCAAACAGGCCGGUGUCCUUAAGUUCAGGGCAGCCAACAUCGUGAACCACUACUACUCCAUUGGCUUCUUUGAGUCGAUUGAGAAAUGGUCCUCUGAUCUACCACACCACAUCGCCCGCAAGAAGAUUCCUUUCUUCGAUACCAAGACCGGCGCGACUGUCAAGCCUGAGACUCCCAAUGGAAUUAAACUUGAGCAAUUCGUUUUCGACGUCUUCCCACUUAUCCCGCUUGAGAAGUUUGCUGCCAUCGAAGUUAAGAGAGAAGAGGAGUUCUCCCCUCUCAAGAAUGCCAGAGGCAGCAAGGACGAUAACCCAGACACCAGUAAGAAAGACAUCAUGCAACAGGGUCUACGCUGGAUCAAGGCUGCUGGGGGUGUCGUCAGCGAAGAGCAUACCGAUCAGGGCGUCGAAGUAUCCCCUUCCAUCAGCUAUGGCGGCGAGGGCCUUACUUUCCUCAAGGGCCGUACAAUCAGCACCCCUGCACUGAUUGAGACCGAAGGUGACAAGGCAUAG
Messenger RNA from Nannizzia gypsea CBS 118893, 1557 nucleotides. Its product is annotated as UDP-N-acetylglucosamine pyrophosphorylase. Bases 1 to 1557 code for a protein of 518 amino acids. Lineage: Eukaryota; Fungi; Ascomycota; Eurotiomycetes; Onygenales; Arthrodermataceae. The record is from RefSeq and is a predicted model, not a curated record. Gene Ontology annotation, molecular function: UDP-N-acetylglucosamine diphosphorylase activity. Gene Ontology annotation, biological process: UDP-N-acetylglucosamine biosynthetic process. The transcript is spliced from 3 exons.